AUCGUCGACUCUGAUCCGUCGGUAAUUGGGAUCUUGGCUCGAGAGUGAGCGCCAGAGGACAUUACCGUGCGCCUGCGCGCGCCAAAUACUGGCGUCAUCCGUUUACUUUCGAGUCGAUAACGACGUCAUGACGUAUCAGUGUGUAUAUACCCGCGAUAUCGGAGUCGAUGACAAUUACGUAUCGACUCAAUGACGUGUCCGGCGAAGAAAGACGCGGAAUCAGCGACCACGGUAGUUGACACUCGGCUCACGACGAACAGGCCGGGAAAGUCGCGCGUGAGAGUCGCGCCGGAGCGACGGAGAAGUGACGGGAUCUCGCGGCCUGAGGCUUCGCCGUGUCAGCGACAGACGGCUCCAAAGGCAUCGUCCGUUCGAAUGGCAGAAGUGCAUCGGCGACUGGUCACGUCGCCGCGCUCGCGCGACCAAUCGUCGCACGUCGGCGCGUACCACGUGAUCGUAAAAAUCGAAAUGGUGGACGUAUCGGGACGCAGGUUCCCGUGCGGAGACGAAGGACGAUAAACUGGGCAAGGGCCCGUCAUCCGUGCCGUCGGUAUCGUGCGUUAAUUAGCGCGGCGGAACGUGCUUUACGCGAGGCGCGGCAGUGAAAGAAUCGCCCGCGAUUUGGAGCGCGUCGCGGCCAGGCCGGUUGCGCGUGCGGAUCCGCGAGUGGUGUGUGCCGAUCGACGCGUGUUUACCGAAGUGUCAACCCGCCCGUAUUGUAACGUGCACGCGUGUCUCUCCGCCGUCCGCCUGGGCCGAGGAAGACGGAAUCGCGGUUACGUGGUGCGAGCUGAUCGUGAGAUUGGACAAAUCGAAUCACGGUUGUUGGUCUCUCACUCUCUCUCUCUCUCGCGCGCGCGACUUUCGGUGCACACGGGAGUAGGAGAGAGAACGGAAAGGAGAGAGGGAGAUAGAUAGACGGGCAGUCCGGAGGAGCGACAGAGAGAGGGAGAGAGAGAGAGAGAGAGAGAGAUCUCGAGAUCCGAGACUCUGGAAGCGGAUGCGAAAGGGAAGAGAGAGAUCGUCGGGCUCCGAGGACAGACGGCAGCCUUUUCACGCGGCGGGCUUCUGCCCGCAGCAGCAUGUCCGAGUGCACACGAAUCCGCUCGCUACCAGAGGAUGAUGCGUCGCUGCGUGAACCCCACGACCCUCGGAGAAGAUAGAACAUCUUUCUGAUUUAGAAAAAGCUUUGUGCAAUACAUGGAAAUGAUACACAGCCCCACAACUGUAAACUGUCGCAAUAAAUAUGCUGAAAUACUCAAGAGGCAUGAGAAUGUUUACAAUGCGCUGUGAAGACCUUGGAUUUUUGUCAGAACAAGGAAACUAAGUUACUGCCUGCCAACAAUAGCACACCCACACUUGUCAUCUGUUCAGUGAAUGUCGUGAUGAUAAUAAUUUAAUGGCUGUCAGGAAGAUUCUAACGGACAGUCCACCACAUUAAACGCAUGAUAUUCAAACUACAGGCUAUUCUAUAGCUGUAAAAAUACUCCUAACUCCUAAUGAACAAAUCAGGAACAAGGACCUAUGAAAUUGACUGAAUCUAUAAAUCUAAAAGGAGAGUAAAGAUAUAAUUCUAACGACUCUAUUUUACUACUCUAAUAAUUAUUAACCAAUGGUUGGAAUACUCUAUGAUAUUCUGUCAUAUGAAUUGUGCACUAUUCUAUAACGGACUUAAGAAGGACCUAGGAAUAAUUUGGAAGGGCUUUACAAUUUCUUAUUAAUAUGCUUUACGACCAGAGAAGAGAUAUACUUUUUAUUUUGUCACGCAGAUUUAUUUUUUAAAACUUUAAAUAAUAAAUAUAAUAACAAGGUUGAUUGACUAUUGAGACCUGACCAGCUGCGAGUGUAUUUUUGGCAAGAGCAAAUUGUACAAUAUAAAUUACAGCGGAUGCUAUAUAGUAUAACUGAUGCGUGUAAAUAAUCAUAAACACUGACAUCUUAUAUUAUAUCGCAAAUUUGUGAAACAAAAUGUAUAAUAAUUAUUUUAAACGCUUAAAUCAGUGGUUGUACAUAACGAGUAAGCAAGAAGCAGUAAGAGAGGUGACAUAUUUGAAAUACUGUAUAGAUGAUAGAGGACAUACUUGUUAACCCUCACAGAUACAAGGGUUAUAAAGAUGGACAACUGUGGGUCUGGAGUAGUGCAAGUAUUUGUGGGUGAAUGGAGCCCUGAAUAUGAGGCACUAUCCAUCAAAGCCACGAAGCAAACUUCAUCGGCCGAGAUAGUGGAAUGUAUUAUCGAAAGACUCGGAUUAGUUGACGCUUCUGUUUCGAAUGGCUAUGAGUUAGCGGAAGUAGUAGGAAAUUCUGUUGGACAGGAAUGCAAAGAAAGACGACUUGGUCCUACCGAGUGUCCCGUAGCGCUCAUGUUACUGUGGCCGAAAAAUGCCGCUCAACAGGAAUACUACAGGUUUUACUUACGAAAGAAGCAGCCGGACUAUUUGUGGUCCGACAGUAGAUUUCCUAUGGACCCUCAACUACUGAAGGACUAUUUCAACAGAUUCCUUUAUCAACCACGCGACAAAGAGUACCCGGAUCUGUGUCAGCUUCCAGAUCUGAACGAACAAACUCUCUUGGAUAACCUGAGAGCCAGGUUUCUGGCUGGCAACAUAUACACUUACGUUGGCAGCAUACUGAUUGCCUUGAAUCCGUUCAAAUUUUAUCCUAUUUACAAUCCGAAAUACGUGAAACUAUAUCAAAACAGAAGAUUAGGGCCAGACAUACCUCCGCAUAUAUUUGCCAUAGCUGAUGCAGCUUAUCAUUGUAUGCUGAAGGAGAAAAAGAAUCAGUGCAUCGUUAUUAGCGGCGAGAGUGGUUCCGGUAAAACGGAAUCGACGAACUUCUUGUUACAUCACUUGACAGCGCUCAGUCAGAAAGGUUCGCACGGCAGCGGAGUGGAACAGACGAUACUCAGCGCCGGUCCUGUCCUGGAAGCGUUCGGUAAUGCAAAAACCGCGCACAACAAUAACAGCAGUCGCUUCGGCAAGUUUAUCCAAGUAAACUACAAGGAAAAUGGAAUGGUCCAUGGCGCUGUGGUUCAGAAGUAUCUCCUGGAGAAAUCAAGGAUUGUCUCUCAGGGACGGAAUGAAAGAAAUUAUCACGUGUUUUACUACCUACUGGCUGGCGCGAGUGAGCAAGAAAAACAGCUGUUGCACUUGGAGAGCUGUGAUCGGUAUAAUUACUUAAAUAAAAGUGGUUGUUACGGACUGGAGAAUAUCGACGAGCGGCACGAAUUCUCGAGAUUGAAACAGUCCAUGGAGAUGGUGGGCUUCACGGCGGAGAAACAGAGGCGACUGUUUGCAGUUCUGUCGGCGGUCCUUCUGCUGGGUAAUGUCGAGUUUCACCCAAGAAAGUCGUAUCAUCAUCAUGACGAGGCUGUAGGCGUUAAGAAUCCAGAAGUAGUCGCUUUGAUAUCGGAACUUCUCAGAGUGAAGCAAGAAACUCUAUUGGCCGCACUUACCGCCAAACGUGCGAGAGCCUCUGGAGAGACUCUAGUUAUUAACUAUAGGCUUCCCGAAGCAAUCGCAGCACGUGACGCCAUGGCGAAGUGUCUGUACGGAGCUCUGUUCGAUUGGAUCGUCCUGCAGGUGAACCAUGCAUUGCUUUCUAAAAAGGACACCCUUAGGGAUCAUCAGGGCAAUAGUAUAGGUGUGUUAGAUAUAUUCGGCUUUGAGGAUUUCAAAACUUGCAACAGUUUCGAACAACUGUGCAUCAAUUAUGCGAACGAACAGCUGCAGCAUUAUUUCAAUCAACAUGUUUUCCAAUACGAGCAACGAGAGUAUCGCAAGCAGGGCAUCAGAUGGACAGACAUAGGAUAUAGUGACAAUUCUGGAUGUCUCAAUCUCAUCGAGGGAAAACCGAAUGGUCUCCUGUGUCUUCUCGAUGACCAGUGCAACUUUCCUGGCGCUACAAACGAGACGUUGCUGCAAAAAUUUAAUACUGUACAUAAAGAAAAUCCGUUCUACGAGGCGCCGCAACGCCGAGAAGCGGCGUUCGUGGUACGUCAUUAUGCCGGCUCGGUUAAGUACCAAGCCUCCAAUAUGCGAGAAAAGAAUCUAGACUUAAUGCGACCCGAUGGUGUAGUUGGAGUUCUGAAAAACUCUUCUCUCGCUUUCGUGCGAGAAUUAGUUGGAGCCGAUCCGGUUGCCGUAUUCAGAUGGGCCAUACUGCGAGCUUUCUUUCGCGCUCACUUUGCAUUUCAAGAAGCCGGUCGAGCGCACAGGCACGGCAGAGUUGACGGAAACAAGACGUCCGUACAAAAUAGAUACCGAACGCCCAACGAAAACUUGAUAAGUUCGCACAAACACACUCGCCCGCCGAGUUAUCAGAAGCAGCGCAGUGUAUGCUUAUCACCGACCGCUCCCUCCGCCACAUUACCUCCUAUACAAAUUGAAAACAACGACAAUAUAAACAACAAUCGCCUAUCGUGGCCACAGUUUAGAAACAUUAAUCAGACGCAACACCCGUCGAACGUUACAUCGGCGAAGGGUUACGUAAUACGGGGCAGGGAAGACCAACCCCAUAGUAAUAAUAAAUUCAGACGAGAUACUCACACACCGCUAGAGAGGGUGCUUCCAAAAGACGAAGCGAACGUCAUGGAACGCGCUAAUCAGAUCGUCAUGAAAAACAAAUCUUUCCGGCCAAGGGAACGCGGCAAAAAGGGUUUGAAAAAUCUACAAACCGUGAAGACACUCGCCGGGAGGACUCAGAGUUAUGGCACCGGGCCCGGAAAGGCCAGGAAACAGCCCAUGACCGUAUCUGCACAAUUCCAGCAGAGUUUACAUAGCCUGAUGGAUACUCUGAAUCAAGCUAAUCCUUUUUUCAUCAGGUGUAUCAAAAGCAAUGCUAAUAAAGUACCGAACGAAUUCGACGAGGAAACGGUGCAACGACAGUUGCGCUACACGGGAAUGUUGGAGACUGUCAGAAUAAGACAGGCUGGUUUCAACGUGCGACUAACGUACGAGGAAUUCAUACAGUUGUAUCGAAUGCUGCUUCCCAAAGGUCUUCUGAGCUCACAGUCCGACGUGAGGGAUUUCUUGUUCACUCUCAAUCUUAAUCGGGACAAUUACCAACUGGGCACUACAAAAGUCUUCCUUAGAGAAUCCGAAAAAAUCAAACUAGACAUUGAGCUACAUCAACAAAUCAUAACGAGCAUCACCACGAUACAGAAAUGGUUCCGCGCCUGCUUGGAGAGGAGGAAAUUCCUCCGGCUGAAGAAUGCCGUCGUGCAAAUACAAUCCUUCUGGAGAAUGGUCACCGCGCAGAGACUCGCUCAAGUGAUUCGCGCGAGAACUGAAGCGGCGUUGCACAUACAGACUGCUUGGAGAAUGUACAAACAGCACAGUUGGUUUAAGAAACUCAAGUUGUGCGUGAUUACUUUCCAAACAUAUGUCAGAGGCAACAAUGCCAGGAAGAGGUUCAAUGAAUUAAAGAAGCAAAAAAGGCCGGGUAAGCUUCAGGAAAUCAAAGAACCUCAAGAGUACAAGGAGCUUUGUUACCACCAUCUCAUAUAUGACCACAAAGUGUGCGCCAAAGAUCGAGACAGCGAAGAAUCGUUCACGGAAGAUCGCAGUCUGACGGAAUAUGGCGUGUCGCCUCGGAAAAUAGAAUCUCAGAACCGAUUGACGUCAGCAAGGGGCGAUAACGUACCUCGAGAAAGCGCAGUGGAUACGAGCAUCUCAUAUUCCAAACGGAAGCUCACACCAAACAAGCGAAUUCUACACGAACCAACGUUGAAGAGUACGGAAACGUAUCAUUCUGAUGAAAUCGCGGAACGCAAGAGCAGUCUGGAAAGUCUGACGAGCCUGAGGAGUUACGAAUCUCAAGCUAGCAUUAACAGCUCCGAAUCACAGGACAACUCGAGUUCGAAACCGAUACCGAGUACAAGGACAAAACGCGGCGACCAUUCGCCAGUAGUCGCGUCGAAUGUGAAUCUAAUAAACGCUUCUAGUCGACUCUCUUCGGUUAGCAGGAGAACCGACAGUUCCUCGACAGGAUAUAGCGACGGCGAGACCGAGAGCGAGACUCUCAAUGUGCAGAGCGCCCCGCCGGUCUUCAACACCAGUCCGCCGUUCCACAGUUCACGCGACAUGAAAUAUCAUUCCGCCAACGUGAACUUAACGCAUAGUCCGAGUUCAGAAAUUUGGCGCCGCAGAGUGGACUACUCGUCCGCCAAUUAUGGCGAUUAUUUCAUGUUGGUACCUCCGAAAGCGACCGUCACACGUUCCCCGAACGUGUCUCACUACAAGAGCGUUACCGAUAGCGUGUUCGAGCCAGCUCGGCAGCAAGAGAAGCCGAAUGAAGCGGCGAAUUUCAACGUCAAGCUCGAUACGAGCGAUCGUUUCUCACAAAUGGAGAGCUUGGCGAGUGCCAGACAACAGCGUAGACUCAGUGACAAUAGCGUACCUGACGAAAGAACGGAGAACGUCCCGAUAUCGCCGGCGAAGCGGGAUCAUAUGCACGGACCUAUAAAGAACGUUAAGGAUCUCGGUUACUUGCGGCGACAAAAUUCGGAAGGAGACACCGCGGCGAAGGUGGAUGUCGAAGACAGCGCUUUAAAAAGCUCUCUAUUGAGAGGUUCAUCCCCGAAGGAAAAGAACUCGCGAUUGAAGGAAAAACACGAGCCGGACGUGCCGGUGAGAAGCGCCAGGCGAAACAGACCAUCGAGGGAGGUCCAGUGUCGAUCCAUGGGCGAGAGCGUGUCCGAGGCGAACACCGAGACGCGAAAUCUGUUCCUCGGUACGAUCAAAGAGAGCGACCUAAACAAAACGUCGCAUGUGUGGUCCCGGAAAGAUUACCCACACGAAGCUACGUCCAGGUCCGUCACGGACUGGCCUAUCAAUAAGAACGAGGCUACGUACAAGGGACAACAACCUGGUAAACGCAUGAGAUCCAACGCGAUUACGACUCUCGAGUUACGAAGACGAAACUCGGAUCCGGCUACAAAAAUCUCGGGCCUGAGCGAAGACAAGAUAGGAUCGGACACUAGUCCCAAUGAUAUGAAACUCACGCCCAGCAUGAACCUUCUCGAAUGGAAGGGCAAUCUGUUCACUCUGGCCGGUCAUCGCUUUAGGAAAGUCGCGAGAUUCGCGAAGGACGACGUAUGUGUGUGUUGCUACGAGAAGAUGGACGCAUUCGUGACGCAGGGUUACAAAUGUAUCGACUGCAAGCAACUCUAUCAUGUGAAAUGCAUCCAGAACGGCGGAGUGCUAAAGAUGCCGUGUAUAUCGGCCAAUACACCUAACAGACGGAAAAACAGGAAACCACCGCGCACACCGUACGACACUACGAAGCAAACGGUGGCGUCUAAAUUCAGUUUGACCGGCACCUCUGCCUUCUCCGACAGCACGGACAAGAUCAUCUCCGAUGCGAAGGAGUUGGCACUGAUGCAAGACUUCAUUACCAAAAAGAUCUACAUAAUGGAAGGACAAGAGGAGGGACGGAAGCCAAGCGAAGUAGACCGCGUUUUCAAGCAGGCUCUCAGGAAGUUCAAGGAUGACCUGGUGAUCACGUACAGCGUCGCCAUUCAUCAACAAGGCGUGGAGGGCAACAUCAAGUAUACCGACUUGAUCGCCAACUUUCUUCACGUUAUGGAAACCGUCUGCAAGCAGGAGAACACGAGGGAGGAUUUCCCGGUAACGAUGGGUGUGAAUGCAUUCAGAGGCUUCAUGAAUGAAUUUAUGACGAUCGUUAAAACCGAAGCCCCCGAAAAGCAAAGCAAAAGCAAACGGAAGAAGGAGAAGAAGCGGAAACAAGAGGAACCCAUACGGCACGGCAAUCACAUGUUCCAAUUGACUAUUAUCAACAUACCAACCGCUUGCGAGGUCUGCACGUCCUUUUUCAUGUGGCCGAUCGAGCGAGGACUCGUUUGCCAAAAUUGCAAACUGACAUGUCAUAAAAAAUGCUACAUGAAGGCGGCGGCGGAGUGUGGCAAGGAAGGUUCGAUACCCGAAAGCAACUCGCGUAAGGUGUUCGGUGUACCUCUGUACAAACUAGACUGCGGUGACGGUAAAGUGCCGCUCGUGGUGGACCGUCUGAUCACGACGAUCGAGAUGCACGGUCUCUACACCGAGGGAAUAUACCGAAAGAGCGGCGUCAGUUCCAAAGUGAGGGAGCUCAAAAUGAAGAUGGACGAAGGCGAUUUGGAGAAAGUGGACUUCGAAAACUAUCAAGUGCAUGUGCUAGCUGCAGUGCUGAAGAGCUUCUUCAGAGACAUGCCAGAGCCGCUGUUGACCUACGAGUAUUACGACGACUUCCUGCACGCGGCCAACUUGACGGACCCGCAUGACAGGAUCAGCACGCUCUUCGCCAUACUGAAGAAGUUACCGAAGCCAAAUUUCGAUCUGAUGGAACGCCUGAUCGUCCAUCUGGCGCGAGUAGCGCGACACGAGGUGGACAACAGAAUGUCGCCGUCAGCUCUGGCCAUAGUCUUCGCACCGUGCAUCCUCCGGACGAACAGGACGUUGCCCGCGCAAGACUCCCUUCAAGACGUAGGUAGACAGACGCGUUGCGUCGAGACGAUCGUGCAGGAGAAAUUGCGGGUCGUCAGGGCGACGUUAGCGGACAUUAAUACUCUCGAGUCCGCCUGUCACACGGCGACCCAUAGACUGUCUAGUCUACGAUCGUCCAAGAUCUUCAGUCCGGAGGAAUUAAACGCGGCUAUCCCGAGCGUUGCGGGAAGAGUAGGUGCAAUGGAUCGCGACAGAGAUCGAGGGGACGAAGAAGAGGCGUUGCUCGUCGGCCACAUACAAGAGAUUCAGAAGGAAAAAGCUCUCUUGACAUCUACUCUACCUAGUUUAACGAGGGCUUCUUCGGACGAUGAUCUUCUCAUGUCAGGAGAUUUAGACGACGGAUCUCUCGACGAUCUUCUGCCGCCUUCCGCUGACGGACUCGUAAGGAAGAAGCCCAUACAAAGGCAGAGUUCGGCAGACAAUUCGUUUCCGACGAUUAUGAAUAUUGACGAGGACAUGGUAAUGGUAUAAACAUCGGUCGCGAGUAACGUUUUACGUGCGUUCUAAACGAUACAGUAGUGCGAAAGAUGGUGCGAGAUGGUGUCGUGCUUAGGGCAAAAAAUCAACGACUCCGAUUGCUAAAUGACUCGUGACUCAGCGAAUCAUUAGUGUUUUGACUCAUUAGUAGACGCAAUUCUAGAUAGUUCUCGUAAUUUGUUGACUCCGUAAAAAAGUUUAACUGUGCGACUGAAAUAAUUUCGUUCUCUUGUCGUCGAAGCCAGUAGAGAGAGAGAAAGAGAGAGAGAGAGAGAGAGAGAGAGAGAGAGAGAGAAAGAUGUCCGAUACGCUAAUCCCAUCGGUGUGUAUGCGUAUGUAUGUGUGUAUAUGUAUAUGGGUGGAUGGAUGAGUGAGUGCGUGCGUGCGAGAGAAAUGAGAACCGCACAAAUUUUACUUUCACCACCUGAAUUUUAUUCGCACACAAUGCAUUCCUCUUUUCAAAGACUGUAUAUUUAUCAAGUAUUCGUCAAGUAUUCAUCGAGUAUUUAGGCAAGCAUAAGUAUUCAUUGAGUAUUUCGGCACAACCUUUCGUUCGUCCAUAAUCAAUCGUCAAACAUUAGCGUUACUUACGCGCCGCUUUACACGUUUUAAAGAAACGAGGAAAAAAAAAGAUGAAAAAAAAGAUAGAAAAUAUUUUAAAAAAAGAAAAAAACUCGUGCCGCUUUUACAUGUAUUUUAAAAAAUUUCCUCUUUCGUCAAAGUCAGACUGAGAGAAUCACAUACCGAAAUGCUCGUUUUACAAAUUUACGUUCAUAAAAAAUGUAAUUUUCCUCACGAUCGAGUGUCGGAGAGCUUUCUCGUACGUGUAUAAUUUAUCGUUGCCUCUUUAUCGCGAUUCUCGGUAAAAAGAAAAAAAAAAAACAUGUAUUUCUUCCCCUUUUUUACGGAAAAAAUUGUUUUCUAACUUAUAUUGUGUGCGCAUGGAUGCGCCUGUUCCUUUAGAACUAUUUGUCUAGCGUUUAGUAAAUCUGUCGCUUCAAUCAUCUCUUCCCAUAGGAUCUACUUGUCACGUUUCGAGUAGAAUCGUUAAUCGUCUGCCUCGAAUUCCUGCAUGAUGUUUUAUUGUUUUCCGUUACGGUUGUUCCGAUGAAACAAUAGUUGGUUAAGGUGUCUUCUAAGUACUGACGCAGGGAUUUGAGGAACGACCAAGAGAGAAAGAGAGAGAGAAAGAAAAUGUGUGUGUAUGUGUUCUGUGUAAGUGAGGGAGUGAGUGCAUGUAUGAAUGAAUGAAUGAAUGAGAGCGUGCGCCUGUGUGUGAGAGAGAGGGAGAGAGAGAGACAAAGGGAGAUAGAGAAAAAGAGGAAACCAAAAUGUAGUUUGUACAUAUUAUGCAAUAUAACGAUUUCGUAAUAAUCUGUUAUUAUUGUUAAAUUUACGCGAGAGGCGUUAACAAGAUUAUAAUAUUUCUACUGUCGAUAUUCGUUGUAGGAAUUACAUGUCGAUAAUCUCGGGUCUCUGCCGGUCUUGGUUCGCCGAAUCAACCUUUAUUUGUUGCAUUUCCUUUCGCGUUUAGAAACGCCUAAGCAUAUGCAUAACACAAGUAAUAACAAAAAGAAAGAACAAACACACACACACACACACGCACAUACAGACAUACAUUAUUAGAUACGAGUACUUAUGUACAUACUCAAAUUCGCGCGCGAGGUUGAUCGAGCUACUUCGCCCGGAUUUUAUUGCAUUUUUCUUUUCCUUUUUCUUACCUUUUUUAUAGAUUUCAUAUUUAAUUUCUGUAUAUGUGUUCUACGUGUCUUAUAUUAUAGAUUUCUUAGAGGUCGACUGUUCUCCUUUUCCUUUUUCUCUCUCUUUCCUGUUUUUUUUUUUCUUUUCCUUUUUCUCCUCGUAGCUUUACCAUCACCACCUUUGUUCCCGCCGUCCGUUCGUAACGAAUUCGUAACUCGUGGCCGCUUCGCGACAGUCCGAACGCCCGGAGAAAUCGACCAUGGAGAAAGAAAAGGGGCGAAAGAGAUUUCGAUCUGGCGUAAUAGAAGUCUCUAUCCAAUAAGGUUAAUCAGAUCAGGCUCCCCACUUACGUACCGCAAACUUAAUUGAAUUUCCCCUCCGCGAAUUAAUAGUUACGCCUGAUGAUGAUCAUCCCGGAUAGAAUCGGUCAGUGAAUCGAAUUCACCUGCCUUCUCGUUUCUUCCUGCCACCCCGUCCUUCUCCCCCCUUCCCCCUUCCCCUACCCCUCCACUCGGGCAGCGCGGAGUUGGCGACCGUGAGAGGUGUAGCGAUAUUUUCGACAAACGCGGCGUACAGCGCGGAAUUCGUGUUACUGGCAUCGGAAUGACCCCCUGUGUGUAUAUUUUUAUAUCCCGCGUAUUCUCCCCACCGUAUUGAAUAUGUGUACAAUCACGACGUUGCACACCGGAACACGCAUAUACUCUUUAGACAUUCUCCGUUCUGCGUCCGUUCACCAAAGAUCCGCGUACAGUUAUUUUUCGUUCUUACGUCAAUCCGAUAUUCUUUUACACGUCGCGUGCAUUAUCCGUUUUUUUUUAAUAAUGAAGCGCCCUAUAUUUUUAAUUGCUUUCGUGUGUAUGCUCUGUGAAAGAAUGGAAUUAAUAUUUCUGUCCUUCCUCUCGGGUAGAUCGAUAGUAGAUACGUUUGCGCGACGAAUGAAUAUUUUAAGUGAACGCAUCGGCAAUCGAUAACGAGAUAAAAACUUCAUUUUCCGUUCAAUUAAAUCCCGUCUCUGAGUACUGGACCACGCGCGACUUUUAUCCGAGUAACUUAGUAUUAAGUCGAAUAAUGAAAAAGCAACAACGGACAGAAAGUGACAGAAAGAAUGUGAAUGAGAUAGAAAAAACCGGCAUUAUUCUACUCCGCUAUCUUCUCCUUCUCAGCUCGCGGAGCCCAUCCCCGUAUUACGCAUACCCCGUAUACGCAUUCGUUUCUUCGAUUUUCUUUUGUCCGUAUACGCAUUCGUUUCUUCGAUUUUCUUUGGUCCUUUUUAGAACAAUCGAUUCGGCGACGAUGAAUGUCCAAGCGAUUAUUGUCACGUUGAAACCUCGGUCCUCGAAACGUUUUAGAUAGUUCCCUGGAACGAGACGACUUUAAAUUGCCUUCUUACGAUCGAUAAGUUUUACGGAGUGUAGCGCUAAGACGUUUAAUCGUUAUGAAAUCGUCUUCUUCGUUUCGCGAGGGCCGGGUGGACAAGUUGUGUAGUGUUGUAAAUGUGUAACGUUACCUUUCUCUCAUCUAAACCAUGACAUCGUGCUCGCUCGCGCGCGCACACGAGCGCAAAAACGCUUACGACUUCGAGCGACACGGCAGGGUCUUAAGCGGAAGAAAUUUCGUGCACUGGAGGAUAUAUCGUGUCGAAAAAAUUAGAAAACCUCUCAACUCACAAGAUGCCAAUUUUACGGGAGAUUUCCCGAACGAUGCAGAAUCUCUCGGGACAAGUCGGGCGAAAUGCGAGUGUCUCGUCAAAAAUUCAAGUUGGGACGUUUCCUAAUUCGGCCGAUGAUAUAUUCCCGUUACGUCUGCCGGAUCCGGGCCCCUUCCUCCCCAGCAUGUGUAUGUCGUCCUCCGUUCGUGUUAUUAAUCGCGAGUGUUACAUGAUCGCUGGUUUCUCCGUCGUAUAUUACAUACAUUCGGUUCUCAGCCAACCGCGUGUUCGUGUUUGACUGUGCGUUUCUCAUAACUCGAGAUUAGUUCAGAAAGCGUGAAUUUUCUGGAUUAAUUAGUAGCGAUGAGGAGCGCGUAGCUCGAAACGAGUGUAGUUGGUCGAGCACGCUUAGUAAUCGAUCUGUCGAAUGAUAAGGCGACAUCGAUCGAUCGAUCGAAGCCGCGUGACUGAGCAGAGGGCGCUGUUGUAGCGGCGCGACAGCAUUUGCGCGGGCAUAUUCGGUCUUUUCGCGCCGGACAGCCGCCAUUGACACGUCGAUCGACAUCACUCCGCGAUUUGCGCGUCUUUUGCCCGUCGAAAGUGAGUCUCGCGGGGAAACAAGUGUCGGCAGUGUCGAGGAUGACGACGUGCGAUCGUCGGGACGUAUCGUGUGUGGGGACCUUAUUAGUAAGUAAUCUAUCUUCAUAUCUAUCUACAUGCAACCGAUACUUAUCGCGACGCGUCGAGCCGGCGUGUGUCUCUCACACUUACUCUUGCCAUUGAUUCAUUCAAGUAGUGACAGAGUCGGACGAUUGUCGUGUUUAUUCGUUGGGAAUUAGAAAUUUGGUGACAUAAGCAGAGGGAAAGAGAAGGACGAAAUGUAAGACGUGCGCGACGCCGAAUCUCGACCGGUAGCGUCGGUCUGUUAGCAAGAGAAAGAGAGAGAGAGAGAGAGAGAGAGGACUGUACAGAGAGUGUUCUUGUCGGACCGCGACAAUAUUUCCAUGCGUAUUUUCGGUCUUUGGCAUGCAUUGCGUGGCCAUUUUCAAUCUUCUCGAGCCGAGCAAUCGCCGUUUACACAUUGAUUCACGUCGCUUCGCGUUUUUCUGCUGUCCGUCGAAAACGUAAGUCUCAAACUAAUAUCGGGAGUAUCGAGGUUAACGCCGGGCGACCGUCAGCGCGUAUCGUGAGGACGUUAGUAGUAAGUGAUCUCCUGAUUUUUCUCCGCAUGCAACCGGUGCUUGUCGCGACAUGUCGAGCCGGAGUAUGUCUCUCACACUUGCUUUUGCCAUCGACUCGCUCGAGUAGUGAUAGAAUCGGACGAUUGUCGGACUUAUUAAUCGGGAAUUAGAAGUGCGGUGGUAGUGAGAGGGAUAGAUAGAUAGAUAGGUAAUAUGACGUCGUGUCUCUUUGUAAGUAGCGUCGAUCUGUUAGCAAGGACUCAGUCCGCGGAUACUUUACUGUUCGAUAGAUCGACAAUUACUAAAAAUGUUCGGCCAACCACGUUUGUUUCCAGUCACGCGCGUCUCUCAUCGCCAUUAGUUGAUCCAAAAGAUACCUACUUCCCAUUUUCUAAAUUAACAGUCGUGAGAAACACGUAGAUAGAAACGAAUGUGUCGAUAAGUUAUAGUAACCAUUAAUCAUCAAUUUAUCGCGAACGGUGAGGCACCCGCGGGACUGAGUGUACAUUAGAAAAUUUUUGAUGCGACUGUCUGUUGCUCUCCGCGUUUCCCAACACACGGUUGACUCAAAGAUUAAUUUUCCACGAUCUUUUAUUAUUAUUUUUUUUCUCUUGUGGGCUAGUCCGUCUUGUUACGCAUCGAGAUAUAUCGGAUUGUUGAUUUAUUUCUCGUGUCGUGGGUAUAAUAAUAUAAUCGAGUAUUCUAUUCUUCGAGGAUUUUAUUAGGAAAGAUAGAGCGAAAGUGUGUAUGUAUGUCUGUGUGUGUUUGAGUGAGUGAGACUGAGAGAAAAAAGAGAGAAAGAAGGACCGAGCGACGGUUACAUAAUAGAUAUUAAGUCGACGAGUUAUACUUUGGCGCGACAGAACUGGGUUAGUCGUAAGGAAACCUAAUUAUCGUUGUACAUGUAAAGUAAUCAUUUACGCAAAACGCAUACGCUUCUACCGUGGAAAGGUGCUUCGGCGAAUAUUGUCGUACGAAGCGACUGACGCAAGCUGCGACGCCGUUUAAGAAAGGGGGAACUUCCUCACACAGCUUCCCCCUGGUCCCCUUGUUCCGCGAAAAUCUCGAACGGCCGUGGAACAAUAAAAAUCUGCAAUAAAUCGGCGCACCAACGCGCGAGGUGUGAUCCAGGUUUCCACCGUGUCUAACUAGAAGUAAUUAAGAGCCCGCACCAAAUACUACACCUCCGCCGCGCUCGUUCGAGAUUUUCACGACCGCAGGUGUCUCGUCUGAUAAGGGUAGUAGAGAAAAAGAAUGGAAGAAAGAGAGAGAGAGGGGGGGGGGAGAAGAGAGACAGAGACACAGAGUCGAUUAAUCGCGAGGGCGGCGCGCAACAACUCUCUCAUGACAAUAUCGUCCCGCAAAAGAAACUCACAACCGAUAUCAUCCCCGCAGCUGCUGCAACGACGACAGUGAUUCUCCCGCUUUCCUCUUCUUCCUUCUCCUUCUUCCCCUCCUCCUCUUCCCUCUGCUUCUUUCCCGUGUAUGAGCAUCUCACUGAAUCACUCGUUUCGAUGAAGCAGCUCCUCUCGCACUACAAUCAAUCGCGACCUACGUCGACCUUACGUCGGGCCAUAUGGGAAUCGAGGCGGCAGCGAGCGGACGCGUCGUGUGACCGCCGAAACGCGGGGGAACAAUGUACGAACAAGGUGAUAUAGCACCUGGCCGAAUUUCCGAAAUACGCUUAUUACAAAUAUAGGUAGAGUACGCUCGCUGCCGCAAGUGUUGCGUGCGUGUUUACGUUGUGGCUGACGGUAGUGGCUGCGGUUGCGUGUGUGUCCGAUUCCCGUUCGCAACCGAGACACCCCCGUCGCGCGCGAUUGCGUCCCUCCCUCGUGACGACGGUCCCCCUUCGACCGUGACGAAGACCCACGUCGUGUUAAAAUUCGUCGCUCUGGGGGACGACGUGGUUAUAGUUACAUCUUGAAGUCGUAGCGCUAGUCCGCGAGUCGAUCAUGUAUCUGUCUUCUUCGCGUAAAUCUGUGGAAAGCGAAAGGUUCUAUUGAAUUUGUCAAUGAAGCGCAGGGAAUAGAUACAUGAUUCACGAUUCACAACUAAUGCUGUGUUAUUCAAGAAACGUAACUGCGAUCGCAUCGUAGACACGAUCCCUUAAGCCCGUGUCACACUACGGAUUGGAAAUUGAGAAUUGCGGAUUGAAGAUUAGAUUUCGACGAAUCAAUGCACUUUGGUCUUGGCCUGCUUAGAUCCAAUUGGUCAAGUUCCAAUCUUCAACUCGCAACCCUCUAUCUCCAAUCCGUAGUGUGACACGGGUUUUACGAUCGUCAGUAAGCGCGUCGCGGACUGUUUUGAGGACGGGCGGUUUCUCGAGGUCGACGUAUGUAGGUCCCAACUAUCACCCUCUUAAAAGAAAAAGAAAAGAAAAUCAAAGUCAGGCAGGAGGGAGAGACGAGUGAAGGCGACUCGAGGGGAUAGUAUGUACUUCUCGGUGAUCGCGCGCUGAAAUGUCGCGAUAUUAACGCGUCUUCCCGUUUGUAUCCUGGCGUGAAUCUAAACGGAUUAGCCGAGCAGGACGUCCGCCGUUCCCUCGAAUCAUCGAUAUCGUUAUUAAAGUAUAUUUGAUAUUGGUAAAUAUAUAUAUAUUUUUUUUAUAUUUUGUGCUUGUAUGUAUGUGAGAGAAAAGGAGAGAAAGGGGAGAAAGAGAGAGAGAGAGAAAGAGAGAUUCGCUUUAAUAAAGUUAAAAUAUUUUCGAUUAAUUCGCCUUCGUUAAUGUUCAGAAGAAUUACAGCGAGAUAAAGUGUACGAACAUAUUGCUUGUUAUACACUACACACAUGGGUAUAUACACAUAUAUACCCCUGGGAGUGUAUAUUAACAGCGAUAUGUUUAUCUCUGAUCUUGUGAACGAAUGAGUCUUCCUUAGCGAAAAUUUCAUUAGGUAUCGUUACUCGUUAUAAUCGUUUGACUCGCAGCGUUAUUGGAUGUUUCGACGAUUAGACCUCGGCUUAAUUUCCGCUAAGGAAAGAAUCACUUAAGAAUAACAACAGCAACAAAAGAAUAAGAUCUAUACGCGCUCCUUUUUGCAAGAUAACUCGUGUAUAAUACAUGCCGUUUAUUUCCUUUCGACGCAGAGCGAGCCUGUGUGUGUGUGUGUGUGAGAACAUAUAUAUAUUUAUACAUAUAUAUACAUAUAUAUAUAUCGCGAAUAAUACAAAUAAAAAUGAUAUAAAUAUAUACAUAUACAUAUAUGUAUAUAUGUAUGUGUGCGCGUGUGUACAUCUACGUAUCGUAGGAGUUCGCGAAAAGUUGUCGACGAACAGCAUCGUUUCUCGCGCGACGGCACGCGAGGAACGAUGCGAAUCACGUGUACGAUGGAGAUUAUAGACUUUUAUUCACGCGGGGAAGGGGGCAGAGCGGGAGAAUGUAAUUUCGGAGAAAAGAUACACGCGCGCGAGCGCAGAGGAGGCAGAAGGAAGCUGGUGGCGGAGAAGCGGAACAACAGCCGCGUUCGACUCGUUAGAAGUCUGAUUAGAAUCGUCCUUUGCCGUCCGUUCUCUCGUUCUUCCCACGCGAUUUUCACACUCGCUCUUGUACACUCGGUUAUUAGAGACGCAUCCCUGCCGUUGAAGUUGCAGCCCUCCAGGUUGCCACAACUGAGAGACGUCGCGUUUCACGCGUUCGCGCAAUAAACGUUAUUACGACAAAAGUCGAAGUGACAAUACAUGAGACAUCCGACGUCACACAGACGCAAGUUGUGACUACCAAGAGCGCCGCGGAUUCAUUGAGGGAAAUGUGCAUAAACCAUUAACAGCCGAGUGCACUGCUCUCCCCUCCUGUACACUUCAUUUUUGCGAUUCUUGAGAUGAAGAAAGCGAUCUUUAUCGUUAUUUUUUUUACUAUAUCGCGACGUUACGAUUUAGACGAGGAGGACUCGUGUGCGGAAUCGGUGGAUCUGGACCGAGGGAUAAAGUCGAAAUAUUCGCUCGCGCGAUCGUGUUUCGAACUUUCGUCUAGACUCAACUCUAUGUUUCGCACAUUCGCUCGUUUAUUCGCCUCUGUCCUUUUUUCUCUUUCUUCCUGCCUUUUUACGUCCGACCGCGCGCGUUCGCACCCUAAUAACCGAGAAUCAUGGUGGGCGAGAUAGCGUGAAACGGACCGGGACUACGGUUUUACGACGCGUAACACACCCACCUCUUCUUUCAUCCCGAGGGCCAUCGAUACUCGCGCCGAUCGACACUCGCGGGGAGCAGGGUUGUCAAGCGGUCGCAAUCGCGCGUAAUUACACGGAAAUUGAUACCUCAGCACCGCGAUCGACGAUAUACGCGGGCGAGAGAAAAGAGAGAAAGAGUGGGUGUACAUAGAGGGGUGUUAUUCGUCUCCGAGAACAAUUUCCGCGGACGGAACAAAGGACGUUUCUUCUCGCGCGCGCGCGUGUUUCCGCCCUCUUGGUUUGUUGUCGAUAUUAGAAUCCAAAGCGCGACGGAUCGAAGCGUGUUCGGAACAGACGCGCCGUAAAGAUGAAGGCUCAGAUUCGCGUUCGCGGACACAGGGCGAGAUCUUGUCGAGCCGAUCGCUUCGCGAUGAAAAGCCUUAUAACCGAUCGUUAAGGCCGACACAGGAGGAGGAUAACGGGGAGGAGGAAGAGAACAGAAAAAGAAGAGGAUGAAGAAACGGAAGAAGAAGGAGGUGGCUUGAACUCCUCGCUUCCUCCUCGCGCGGCGAAGGAGGACGAUCGAUCUCCGGUCUCCCGCGAGCAGACAAUCGAUCGUCUUCGAUUCGACGCGGACAAGCGCGUCCAGAUCAAAACUAGACGGAGAUUAAGAAUACGCGUUGAGGAGGAGGAGAGCGAGAGAACGCACUUGCGUGCGAGUGCGGCAAUGUAUCGAGGCGUGUGUAAGCGUGCGGGCAGCGUGUUAUAUGCUCUCACAUCUUUUCUUUCUUCUCAGUUCGAAGGUCUAACCGAUUUAGUCCGCGAGCCUGUACAACGUUUUACUUUGUGUAUGCUUGUUGUAUAUGUGCGCGUGUGUAUAUGAGUGUGUAUCUCGCGGCGUUCGCGUAGGUUGUGUGUGUGUGUGUGUGUGUGUGUGUGUGUGUGUGUGUGUGUGCGUGCGCGCGCGCGCGCGUGUGUGUGUAUGUAUAUGUACUCCGACGUGGGAGUGACGGUGAGCAAGGUUACUUCUCCGUGAUUGACUGUAAUUUUAUAUAAUAUUUGUAAGACAAAUGAAAUAUUAUGUACAGCAUACCUGACAGAGAGGGAGAGAAAGAGAGAGAAAGAUAAGAGUAAAUAAUAAGCAUCUACCUUAUAUCCAUAA
Odontomachus brunneus is the source of this 18782-nucleotide messenger RNA. Its product is annotated as unconventional myosin-IXa-like. The record is from RefSeq and is a predicted model, not a curated record. NCBI's taxonomy places the organism in Eukaryota, Metazoa, Arthropoda, Insecta, Hymenoptera, Formicidae. Gene Ontology annotation, molecular function: ATP binding; GTPase activator activity; microfilament motor activity. Bases 2115 to 8978 code for a protein of 2287 amino acids. Gene Ontology annotation, biological process: intracellular signal transduction. Gene Ontology annotation, cellular component: myosin complex. The transcript is spliced from 15 exons.